Oppia nitens is the source of this 1254-nucleotide messenger RNA. Its product is annotated as lysosomal protective protein-like. Gene Ontology annotation, molecular function: serine-type carboxypeptidase activity. Gene Ontology annotation, biological process: proteolysis. NCBI's taxonomy places the organism in Eukaryota, Metazoa, Arthropoda, Arachnida, Sarcoptiformes, Oppiidae. The coding region runs from base 1 to 1254 and encodes 417 amino acids. The transcript is spliced from 4 exons. The record is from RefSeq and is a predicted model, not a curated record.
AUGACACGAUUGCUAAAGCACCAAGUUCAAUUGGUUUGCACUUGGCUAGUCCUGUGUUUUGCCGACGAUUUGGUCAGUCAUUUACCUGGACUAACAAAUCCCAUUCCGUUUGGCUAUUAUUCCGGUUAUUUAGAUGAACUGCCCGGUCGUCAUAUGCACUAUGAGUUUGUCGAAAGUAACGGCAAUAACAACGAUUCGCUGAUAGUCUGGCUAAAUGGUGGUCCCGGUUGUAGUUCAUUGUACGGAUUUUGGUCAGAAAACGGACCGUUUCGUGUGACCACCACUGGUGGCGAUGAUGAUGAUAAUGGACAGACUGUACUACUGGAAGACAGUAACAGUUGGAAUAGUUUAGCAAAUAUACUAUAUCUAGAGUCACCAGUAGGUGUAGGUUUUAGUUACUACUCGGAUAAUAAUACUAAUAAUAAUAAUGAUAGCUAUGUUAAUAGCGAUAAUAUGACAGCUGAUAGCAAUUAUUUGGCACUGAAAUCAUUUUAUCGCAAAUUUCCUCAGUAUAGCAAUCAUUCACUUUAUCUAACCGGUGAAAGACUGGCCAUUGGUAACGGAGCGUUCAAUAAUUUACUAUUUCUCAACUCGAGAGUACAUUUUGCUUAUAAUCACGGCUUAAUUGAUUACGAGGAAUGGCAUGACUUAGAAAGUGAGUGUUGUUCGUGUAGUGAUGACGACAGUGGACAGGUAUGCACUUUUCAUCACAACAACAAUAAUAGUCAGUGCAAUGUUGCCUAUGAUAUCCGAUUAAUGCUUUCAAGAGAUGACUUUGACAAUAUAUUUGAUACAAAUAAUAGUAGUCGAAAGAUACCGGUGUGUUUUGAACAGUCAUUUCAGACUUAUCUUAAUAGGCUUGACGUUAGAGAAGCUUUGCAUAUACCAUCUCAUGUAAAACAGUGGGUCCAGUGCCAGGAUGUCAAUUAUAAUCGCCGGCUUAGGUAUUGGGAUAUGUCAUCAGCUAUUCGGCAAUUGUUGGCAUCAAAUAAAUUACAAUCUUUUAUCAUAUAUAACGGAGACAUUGAUAUUGUCUGUGAUUUUAUGGCAAAUCAGGAAUUUGUUGAAUUACUCGGUCUGAAUGUGACACUUGACUACCAGAGAUGGCUCAUCAAUAAUAAUACUACUGUUGCCGGAUAUGAGAAGCGUUACGAUGGACUCACUUAUAUGACAGUCAGAGGUGCCGGUCAUUUGGUGCCAAAGGAUAAACCGCUGGCAGCUCUUGAAAUAAUUAGACGAUUAAUUAGUAUAUAA